AUGGCCGGACCACGCUCCGACGACAGCAAAGAAUGUGACCUUGAUUUGAUCGCUGCGGAGGAGACGGGUGAUAUCUCUUCAAGACCGCCCAAUUUGCUGGGCUCAGGCACAGCAGCUCGUCCUAUAAGCCCUUUCCCUCAUCCGCUGUCGCAGGUGAACAAGACUCCCUCGCCCUUAACAUCCUCACGUCUCCCUGCCAAUGGGGACGCAGGCGAGACCAGUGCCACCGUUGAGAGGGUUGACUUUUACAACUCCGAAAACGUCGGCCAGAAGGAUGACAGCCCACUGGACUGGUAUGUCGAGGGGCCGGGUAGGCGAGUGGGCUACGACGACCUCACUGCUAUCGAUUGGAUUUAUGAGUAUACAAAAGAGCGACAACGACUGAGAAAGUUUCUGGCACAUCAUACGGGCCUCGUUGGAAAUCUCAGGCUGUUACUCGACGCCAGUCACGUUUGGUUCGUGCUCGUUGCGAGCGGAAUCUCCGUGGGGUGCGUAGCAGCUUUCAUCAACAUCGCCUCAGACUGGCUGGGCGAUAUCAAGACAGGCUAUUGCAAGAAAGGAGUCGGCGGUGGAGACUUCUACCUGAACAAGCAGUUCUGUUGCUGGGGUCACGAUGAAUUUGCUCAAUGUCAAGAUUGGACCCCGUGGCCUGCGGCCUUGGGUAUCAGAGCCAGGGCCGGUCAGUUCGUGAUGGGCUAUAUCUUCUUCAUUGUCUUUUCUAUACUGUUUGCGUUUUCAGCGGCGACACUCGUUAAACAUUACUCGAUAUAUGCUCAACACAGCGGUAUAGCCGAAAUCAAGACCCUCCUGGGUGGGUUCGUCAUCAGAAGAUUUCUCGGCACAUGGACUCUGAUCACGAAGUCUUUUGGCUUAAUCCUCGCCGUCUCUUCGGGCAUGUGGCUUGGUAAAGAAGGCCCCUUCGUCCAUCUGGCUUGCUGCUGUGCCAAUAUCAUCAUGAAGCCAUUCGAAUCAUUGAGCCAGAACGAAGCUCGAAAGCGAGAAGUGCUAUCCGCCGCAGCUGCGUCUGGUAUCUCAGUUGCCUUUGGUGCACCAAUUGGUGGUGUCCUGUUCUCGCUCGAGCAAUUGGCCUACUACUUCCCGGACAAGACUAUGUGGCAAUCGUUUGUUUGUGCGAUGGUGGCAGCAGUGACACUACAAGCUUUGAAUCCUUUCCAUACUGGGAAAAUUGUCCUCUACCAAGUCACCUACACGACGGGGUGGCACAGCUUUGAACUUGCGCCGUUCAUUCUCCUUGGCAUUAUCGGCGGAAUAUAUGGUGGAAUGUUCAUCAAACUGAACAUGUUGGUGGCACGAGUGCGUAGGUCUGCAAGCUAUCCGUUUCGCAACAGGCCACUGCUGGAAAUCCUGGUUGUUUCCGCCAUCUCUGCAGUCAUCAACUAUCCGAACCUCUUCAUGCGGGCCCAAUUGUCUGAGUUGGUGUAUUAUCUGUUUGCAGAGUGUGCCACCAUUGGGAACAACGACAUCUUUGGCCUCUGUCGUGCCACAACUGCCGGAGCUCUGUCCAUGGCAUGGCUUUUGGUUGCUGCUUCAUUGCUGGGUUUCUUGCUGGCGAGCAUUACCUUUGGCCUGCAAAUUCCGGCCGGGAUCAUCCUCCCUUCUCUGGCAAUUGGCGCACUCUAUGGCAGAACACUUGGUGUGGUUGUUGAGCUGAUACAUAAACAUUUCUCAACAUCCUUGUUGUUCGCUGCUUGCGAACCUGAUGUGCCCUGUGUUACUCCGGGCACGUACGCUAUCGUUGGCGCUGCUUCAGCACUGGCUGGGGUUACAAGAAUGACCGUGUCCAUCGUCGUUAUCAUGUUUGAACUAACCGGCGCCCUGACUUACGUCUUGCCAAUCAUGAUUGCGGUCAUGCUUGCAAAAUGGAUAGGAGAUGUCUUCUCCACGCGAGGCAUCUAUGAGUCUUGGAUUCAAUUCAACGAAUACCCAUAUCUCGAAAACAAGGACGACGCAACCAUGCCUCAUGUCCUCGUUUCCAGUCUCAUGACCAGGGUGGAGGAAAUGAGGUGCCUAGAUGCCAACAGGUCUUAUACAGUCGAAAACUUACAAAACAUCCUGCGAACAACAUCUUAUCGCGGUUUCCCGGUGGUCGCGUUCAGGAAGCCAGUAGGCGAUGUCGCUGAAACAGGUUCAAACCGGCAAUAUCCGCGCGAGAACACUCUUCUAGGGUACAUCUCUCGCGUUGAACUGGCGUUCGCGCUGGAGCGGUUGACACAUCCUAGCAGUCACCAGUCCAGACCUGGAGCUGAAACGAUUGUUGAUUCAAGAACGCCCUGUUAUUUCACCUACCAUCCCGACAUUGCAUCAGGUUCUGGAAUCGACCUGCGGCCAUGGAUGGAUCAGACACCCAUCACGCUAAACGCGAACAGCUCACUUCAACUAGCGGUGCACAUGUUCCAGAAACUUGGGCUUCGAUACCUCCUUUUCGUUGAGCGUGGCGCUUUCAGAGGCAUGCUCACCAAAAAGGACGUUUGGUGGAUCUUGUCCGCAUCGGCAGACGGACGCAAGACUGGAGGGUUUGUUGCCGAUGCAGAAACCGUUCGAGACUCUGCUCUGGAGGACGAGGAAGAGUCCGAGGAAGCGAGAGGCCUUCUCCAGGCCAGCUCAGGGGAUCCAGAUCAAAGAAGGCCAACUUAA
Messenger RNA from Fonsecaea multimorphosa CBS 102226, 2655 nucleotides. RefSeq lists its product as uncharacterized. The transcript is spliced from 3 exons. The coding region runs from base 1 to 2655 and encodes 884 amino acids. Gene Ontology annotation, cellular component: membrane; early endosome; Golgi apparatus. Lineage: Eukaryota; Fungi; Ascomycota; Eurotiomycetes; Chaetothyriales; Herpotrichiellaceae. The record is from RefSeq and is a predicted model, not a curated record. Gene Ontology annotation, biological process: transmembrane transport; chloride transport. Gene Ontology annotation, molecular function: voltage-gated chloride channel activity.